UAUCAUACCCUUAAACCUCAAAUAUGCCUCCAAAAAAACUUGGCUCUCACCAGCAUCACUACACAUGUGGUAUUUGCUCAACUAUUAUUAAUGAAAGAAUGGAGCCCAGCAUUCUAUGCUCUGGAUGCCGUACAUGGAUUCACUCAAAAUGCACGGGACUUACCCCUGAUGAAUACAAAAUAUUGGCUAGGAGCAUUAAAAAGGAUGGUGUGAUCUGGAAAUGCGCUACUUGCAAAUUUGAGGUUAGUGUCAUCACCCAAGAAGACCUGAUGUCAGAUGAUGCCGACGACACAGUCACUAUGGACAAACUGGAGCAAUUGUUUAACAAUCAGUUUAACCGUCUAUCUCAGAAACUAGAAGCAAAGAUUGACAGAUUCAAAGCUGCCAUCGAGGACAACAUAGCCGAUCUCAGAAACGAUGCUAACCACAGUCGAAAAUAAACUCACAUCCUACACCGUUAACUCCACGUCUCCCGAGGAAGUAUUUGCUGAGUUCAACGAACGCAAGCGCCGUGAAUCAAACGUCGUAGUGCUCAACGUCAUGGAGUCGAAGAAAGCCUCUGGGAACGACAGGCUUGAUGAAGACAGGACACAGAUAUCUGCCAUCCUGCCACCUAACCUAUCAACUAGCAUCGACAACCUAAAGCUACGCAGGCUUGGUCGCCCCAUAGCUGGACGUUCGCGUCCUUUGCUAAUUGAAACUCCGUCCCCAACUAUUGCCUUAACUAUUCUAAAAUCUAAGCCUCCUACUACAGUUGAUGGAACCCAGAUAGCUUUCAAAUCGGACCUUACUCCUGCUCAACUACUUCAUCUCAAGAACCUGCGCACUCAGUUGGACACAUUAGAGAAAAAUGGUGACACUAAUAAGACUAUUAAAUACAUAAACGGCACCCCUAAAAUAGUCAACAAGAAUUUUCGCUCGCUCAGCAAAGAUCGCAAAACCCUCAGCAAUAAGAGUGUUGUAUCAGAACGUCA
Molecule: messenger RNA, 974 nt
Organism: Anastrepha obliqua
Lineage: Eukaryota; Metazoa; Arthropoda; Insecta; Diptera; Tephritidae
Exons: 2
Coding region: 24-440 (138 amino acids)
Source: RefSeq, a predicted model, not a curated record